Molecule: messenger RNA, 946 nt
Organism: Episyrphus balteatus (marmalade hoverfly)
Lineage: Eukaryota; Metazoa; Arthropoda; Insecta; Diptera; Syrphidae
Exons: 1
Coding region: 65-946 (293 amino acids)
Source: RefSeq, a predicted model, not a curated record
UUUAAGUACAAGCUUUUUUGACAUUUAAUUAGAUUAUUUUUCUUCAAUUUUAACUUCAUUAAAAAUGAUGCAUACCCCCUAUAUGAUUCAGCUGUGUCAAAAUUUAUUUAAUUCCCAAUUCAACAAAACACCUGAAGAAGAUGGAAUUCUUAUAGAAAUUUGUACAAAUUGGUUUAAUCAUGCCUUCAAUCAUUGCUCAAAAAUUUUAACAGUCAAACCUGGUUGCACAAAAUUAUGGAAUCGAAUUGUCAAUUUAAAGAAAUUAAUAUUUCAAGAAAAUGAAACAUCAUUGUUGAGUGAUAAAAUUCCAAUGCCAGUUCAUCCAGAUUUUUUAAGCAUUGCGAAUUGUCAAGAACUAUCUGAGAAAGUUAUUAAGGAUUAUAUUCAAUAUAUUCCUCGAUACAUGUCUGUAAUGAAGGAGAAUCAAAUUCUUUGGCAAUUCUUUUGGGAAAUCCUGCAAUUGGUUAUAAUUGUUAUGUGUCUUUUUUAUGUUAGAAGAUGGGUUAACAAGAAGAAUAGAUUAGUCAUUUGUAGGGGGAAACAAACUCAAUUAUUGGAAUUGCUAAACUGUGAAAAGGAUAUCAACAGGAUUCUUUAUGAAACAAAAUAUUUGUCUAUUGUUCCUGUUAUUAAUCCUCAAUUACUUCGAAUUGGAUGUCCAGUUAUUGGUUUGAGAAUUAAUAGAACACAGUUUGUUGAUAUUGAAAGGCUUUUUAUUGGUUCAGCGGUAAGAUCCUGUGAAAAUCCUUCAGAUGCAGAUGUUUCCUCAUCACAAGCUUCAAGAUUUUUUCAAGCAACAUCUGGUAAACAUUUGUUGGUUAUUAGCAUUGAUUUUGACAAAAUUAAGGAAGAUGAAAUUGAAACUAAGAAAUCUCCUAGAACUUCAUUUAUUCCUGUGGUACAAAAAUCUGAGAAAAAAAUGGGAAUCAGAAGAAAACAACUAUAA